AUGUACUCGACGGCCUCAGCAUACCAAAUCUACAAGACCUGCGUCAACACGUCUUCCUCCAGUCCAAAAUCUACAAAGAAGACUAAGUUAUGGACCGUCCAGGAAGUCGAGGACCCUGUCGACGUGGGCAAGGGUGUCUUCGCCCACAGGACACUCAACCCAGGCGAGCUUAUCAUGACCGCUACUCCAGAAUUCGCCCUUGAUCAGCAUGAAGGCAGACCAAUAACAUCCGUGGCCAUCUUCGAGGAAUUCCUGAAGUUCGAUAGAACCAACAGGGACCGCUACUGGGAUCUGCCGCCAGCCAAGUCAUCGGAGCACUUUCCCGACUACAUUGUAGAGCUCUCCACUGCUUGCGACGAGGACGGCAAAGCGCUGUUUCCCCUCCAGAACACAGGAUCUGGCGGCAGAGUGGUAGCCAUCUUCCACGAAAACGCCUUUGAGUUCGAGGAUGCGAAGGAUUGGACGAUGAAAGGCAUUUUCAUCGACGCUGCUCGCUUCAACCACUCCUGCACACCGAAUGCUUGUUUCACAUACAUCAAGAGGACCAACAAACUGGAAAUCCGCGCCUUGACUGAAAUUCCCAUCAGGACUGAGAUCUUCAUCCCCUACAUCCCAUUGCUGAAAAAGCCAGCCACGAGGCGGCAGCUUCCCAUGGACCAGUUCGGCUUCGAGUGCAGAUGUAAGGCUUGUGACAGACAUACCAACUUUGCGAACGAGAGUGCUUAUAGGCGGAAUCAGCUGGAGAUCAUGGAUUUUGAGAGGACAGAGCCGCCCGCACACAAGCAGCGGAAGACUUGUUGGGACAUCAUCGAGCUCAUGGAGGAGGAAGGACUCUUGGGCUGGGAGAAGGGCGCGGUUCACGAACAGCUCGCCAAGCUGUACGAGGAGCAAGACGACAAUGAAUCUGCUCUCGAGCAGAUCAGAGAGACGGCGCGGAUCGCCAGGCUUUGCUUUGGACCCAGACAUGCCUUUGCGAGGAAGUGGGAGGAGAAGCGCCGGAACGCCGAGCUUAGGGCAGGCAUUAAGGGAGGUGCGGCUGGUGAUGGGGAGGAGAUGGAGGCGGACUAG
Molecule: messenger RNA, 1068 nt
Organism: Saxophila tyrrhenica
Lineage: Eukaryota; Fungi; Ascomycota; Dothideomycetes; Mycosphaerellales; Extremaceae
Exons: 2
Coding region: 1-1068 (355 amino acids)
Molecular function (GO): protein binding
Source: RefSeq, a predicted model, not a curated record